ACAGGGGAUUUGGCUUCUGUGCAAUUAACAGGAACCCCAAAUAGAUGGGAGGUCUUGUCUGCAGCUCCUGCCACUAUAAAGGAUGAAGCUGGUAAUAUAGUACAGAUUCCAGGUGCUGCCACAGUAACUUCAAGUGGGCAGUAUGUCCUUCCUAUUCAGAGUUUGCAAAAUCAACAAAUCUUUUCUGUUGCACCAGGAUCAGAUUCGUCGAAUGGUACAGUGUCUAACGUACAAUACCAAGUAAUACCCCAGAUCCAGACAGCGGAUGGUCAGCAGGUUCAACUUGGCUUUGCAGCCUCUUCUGAUAAUAGCAGUAUAAAUCAAGAAACUGGUCAAAUUCAGAUCAUUCCUGGCUCUAAUCAAACCAUCAUUGCCUCUGGAACACCUUCAGCUAAUAUUCAGAAUAUCUUAUCACAGUCUGGUCAAGUCCAGGUUCAGGGAGUUGCGAUUGGUGGUUCGUCUUUCCCUGGCCAAGCACAGGUUGUUGCUAAUGUCCCUCUUGGACUGCCAGGAAAUAUUACUUUUGUACCCAUCAACAGUGUUGAUCUAGAUUCUCUGGGACUCGGCAGUGGUUCUCAAACCAUGACAGCAGGCAUUAAUGCAGAUGGGCACUUGAUAAAUACUGGACAGGCCAUGGAUAGUUCAGAUACUUCUGAAAGGACUGGUGAGCAAGUUUCUCCUGAAAUUACAGAAACCGCCACUGAUAAUGACUUAUUUGUGCCAACAUCAUCUUCAUCACAAUUGCCCGUUACCAUAGACAGUUCAAGUAUAUUGGAACAAAAUGCAAACAACUUGACCACAACUAGUGGUCAAGUUCAUAGUUCUGAUCUUCAGGGAAAUUACAUCCAGACGUCAGUCUCUGAUGACACACAGGCUCAGAAUAUUCAGGUCUCCACAGCACAGCCAAUUGUACAACACAUACAGCUUCAAGAGUCUCAGCAGCCAACCAGUCAAGCCCAGAUUGUACAAGGUAUUGCGCAACAGACAAUCCAUGGUGUGCAAGCAAGUCAAAGUAUAUCUCAACAGGCUCUUCAAAAUCUUCAACUGCAGCUGAAUCCUGGAACUUUUUUAAUUCAGGCACAAACAGUGACCCCUUCUGGGCAGAUAACCUGGCAGACAUUUCAAGUGCAAGGAGUUCAGAACUUGCAGAACUUGCAAAUUCAGAAUGCACCUGGUCAACAAAUAACUCUAACCCCUGUGCAGACUCUCACUCUUGGUCAAGUUGCAGCAGGUGGGGCAUUGACGUCAACUCCAGUUAGUCUAAGCACUGCUCAAUUGCCAAAUCUACAGACAGUUACAGUAAACUCUAUAGAUUCUGCUGGUAUUCAGCUGCAUCAAGGAGAAAAUGCUGGCAGUCCUGCAGAUAUUAGGAUUAAAGAAGAGGAGCCUGAUCCGGAAGAGUGGCAGCUCAGUGGUGAUUCUACACUGAAUACCAAUGAUCUAACACAUUUGAGAGUACAGGUGGUAGAUGAGGAAGGGGACCAACCACAAAAAAAGAGACUGCGACGAGUAGCUUGCACGUGUCCCAACUGCAAAGAAGGUGGUGGAAG
Molecule: messenger RNA, 1550 nt
Organism: Pelecanus crispus (Dalmatian pelican)
Lineage: Eukaryota; Metazoa; Chordata; Aves; Pelecaniformes; Pelecanidae
Source: RefSeq, a predicted model, not a curated record